Messenger RNA from Suillus bovinus, 5496 nucleotides. RefSeq names its product RIM15, signal transduction response regulator. Lineage: Eukaryota; Fungi; Basidiomycota; Agaricomycetes; Boletales; Suillaceae. Gene Ontology annotation, molecular function: ATP binding; protein serine/threonine kinase activity. The record is from RefSeq and is a predicted model, not a curated record. The transcript is spliced from 7 exons. Bases 1 to 5496 code for a protein of 1831 amino acids. Gene Ontology annotation, biological process: phosphorelay signal transduction system; peptidyl-serine phosphorylation. Gene Ontology annotation, cellular component: nucleus; cytoplasm.
AUGUCUGAUUUUGCCAGUUUUCAUCGUCGUCAACCCCCAAGUCCCCUCGUAUUCGCUCCAGAGUCAGUGCUACCACAGCCUAUUUCUCAGUCAAACAGUAGCACCUCCUAUGGUUCAGGUUCAAAUACUGUCUCCAUGCCUUUCGUUCGACGACAUGUCACUCGUCGUCUCAAGACUGCAAAGGCAGAUUGUGACAAGGAGCUACGUCGUGUGAUAAACAAUAUCACCGCCUUCUUUGAAGAGAGACUCCGCGAUGGUGACCAAGAACGCGACAUCGAUCGGGACUAUAGGGAUCGGGACAGGGACUUCGACCGUGACUCUCAGUACGGUGACGCAGAGCCUCUUCGUGAGGCCUUCAUAUACCACUCUUCGGAUCCUCGGCCUGCUUCACAGGCUGAUACUUAUUCUGACAGCGGCCAUGAACUUGAACAAGAAAGAAGUCAUAGUCGGCAACGUGCGUUACCAGAGGACGACAGUACAAAGGUUCCCUCUCUGACUCAUCGGGUCUCAUCGCCCGGUCUUCUUGUAGCAUCAAAUUCUUCUCUCAGUCCCUCCUUACGAAGGCAUAGCAAUUCGACAUGGGAAAAACAAUCUGGGGCUUCCAGUAACCAUGUCCCUAGCCCCAUUGUUGCGUCUGCCACGCUGGCAGAUGUUGUCAACCCUCGCAAGCAGUCCAAUACGAUGCCUCCCACGACAUGGCCUCCUCAGAGUAUAUCUUCCCGUAGGCUUUCACGCAGCGUUCACAUUCCCAUCCGUCCAGUUAAAUCCGGGCAGAGUUCUCGCUCAACCUCCCGGUCUAGGUCCCCACUUCCGCCGGCCGCAACACACAAUAGCUUUUCCGAGGCCAUUCCUCCGCCUUCUUCCAUCAAUCGUCGCUCUUCCCGCAUAAUACUGGAUGAUCCUAUUGAUCCCAUUAUGACUGCGCUUUACGACCUCAUUGGCGUAGCAACAGAUGUCACCGAUAUGUCAACAGCCUCACUCACAGCCCAGCCUAAAGUUUGUGAGUCACUCGUUCAACGGGUACAGACUAUUGGUAAGGCGUGGGAUGAGCAUCCAGACUGGCAUGGGCGGAACUGGUAUGUGCAAGUUCUACUUGCCGUUGCUAGUCUCAGCCGUGUAGUCGAAUGGUGGGAGGCCGAAAAGCAAUUCUGGAAUUUCGAUGAUAAUGAGGACGAACAAGACGAACCCCUCAUGUUCGUCCUGAAGCCACCUGACGAGCAUCCUCCAGCGCCUACACCCACUGUCCGCAGUCGCCAGGAGGAGCUACGUCUUACGGCCGAUGAUGAAAGUCGACUUCGGUUGUCAAGGCCGAUGAGCCAGGGAAGGCGGUCCAGAGAUGAUGUUCCAAAAGAUCUUUCAUUCUCAUCUGUUUCGCCGGAACAGCCGGCAAGAAAAGCCGUUGAACACAAUGAGUCUGCACGGGUACUGGCGACCGAAAGAUUACGUCUGCAAGCUGAGACUGCACAGAACCAAAACAUUGUGAUGGAGCUAAGUUUAGACGGCGACCACUUCAUUUGGGUCAAUUAUGCAUGGAGAGUUGUUGUCGGGACGGAGCCAUCGGAACUUGCGGGAACUAGAAUUUCACAUCUUCUCGCCCCUGCAGAUUGUUCCGUUUUUCGGGAUGCUACUUAUCAACUACAACAGGAUGAUUCGCAUACUGUAGAGGUGCGCUUUGGACUUCAAGUCGAGCCAGAGGGCGACCAUGAUGCAUCAAUAUCUGGCGUUCUUUAUCAACAAAUGGAGGGCAAAGGCAUGCUCAUGAUCGACCGUGAGGAUGCACAACCGUCUCACACGAUGUGGGUUGUCAAGCCAGUAGGUCCCCCACGAUGGGAUUAUCCUUCGCCCUCCAUUGUCCUGGAAUCCGGUGACGUUGAAGAUGAACCCAUUAUUGAGGAGCCUUUGAAAGAAGUGCUUGGCCGACCGCUCAGGACUCGAACCACCGACGCCCUUUCCCUUCACGCAGCCGAUUUCUACGGAGCCCAUAUUGUGUCGGAUAUGCGAGUGUCAAAUCCCACAAGUGCUGAGAUUGUCGAAUGCAACGAGUCUAUUGGCGAGCUCAAGAACACGAUCCGAGAUAUUAUGGCCACCAUGGAUACCCCUUCCUCAACUUCGCCCCCCGAAUACAGAGGUGUCCCCAUUUUCACGCACUCAAGUUCGCCAAGCAUCCCUAGUCCCUUGCAGUUAUUCCGGCGGGAUUAUAUGCAGAGGUUGAGCAUGAAGAAGGCACAGCGCAGGCUGUUGGAAUCGCUAGACGAGAUUCUCCUGGUUGCUUCUGAGAUUUCUAUGCCUUCUCUUAAGGAGGAGGAGUCGAAGGAGCCAAUCGAGCGUCAGCGGUUGCUUUCGCCAGGAUCGGAGCGGAAGAUGUCCCAGAUACGUACAUGGUGUCGGCCGUCUGUUGAGGAUGCUGCUCUCUCUCAGCUUGCUGAAGACGUAGAGCGUAUCAUGAGGCAGAAGGUCGAUAAUGUUGUUCGGAUGCAGAAUACCAUCAAGUACUCCGAGAAGAUCUGGCACGAGUGGGAGGAGAAAGUUACCGAGAGUCUAGCGAUUGUUGAGGCGGGUGAGAGUAGCGACAGUGAAGAUGAGGGCGAAUAUCAUGAUGGAAUUGAACCAUCGAUUCUAUCUAUUCCCGAAGACGCAGAGGCACCGGUCGACGACGAUCGUGCCACCAACCAAUCCGAAGAGCUUCUGUCAUCCGAGCCUACUCCCAUGGCUUCUGCGUCUCCUGUAUUGAUCGCUACCCCAGAUGCUAGUCGCGCCUCCGUUUCUGCUCCUGUACCUCAGUUUGCUUCCCCAGUGUGGCAAAUCAUCAACAAGAUGCCCACAAGGUCAUCCACGCCAUCAUCGAUAUCAUCACCUCUUGCUUUAGCCGCCCCAAUCACGGCAUCACCAUCUCCAGACGAUCAGCCUCCAUACAUGGACCUCAAUGACACUCAACCAGAGAAUGCUACCGUUAGAACACGACGAUCGGCCAGCAACCUUCUGGAACCGCGGCUUUUGGUUACCCCGCCUAUGUCACCCAGUAUAUCCCCUCGAGAUGCUCCUACUGCUACACGACGCGGACAUCGCCGUCAUUCUACGGUGAAUCCGACAUUUAGUCCUUCAGUGUCAAACGUCCCUCUAUCUCCUCGUCAAUCAUCUACAGCUCCUUUAUCAAGAUCGACUCCGACUUCUAUCAAAGACUUUGACAUCAUCAAGCCUAUCAGCAAAGGCGCUUUUGGAUCUGUCUUCCUUGCGAAGAAGAAGGCGACUGGAGACUAUUACGCUAUCAAAGUUCUGAAAAAGGCCGACAUGAUUGCGAAGAACCAGAUCACGAAUGUCAAGGCGGAGCGCAUGAUUCUUAUGAAGCAGGCUGAGUCCCCGUUCGUCGCCAAAUUGUACUUCACAUUCCAGAGCAAGGAAAACUUGUAUCUGGUUAUGGAGUAUUUGAAUGGUGGUGAUUGUGCCGCUCUCAUCAAGUCCUUGGGCUCACUUCCCGAAGAGUGGACGAAGCAAUAUAUUGCUGAGGUUGUAUUGGGACUUGAGUAUCUCCACCAGCGUGGCGUUGUUCACCGUGAUUUGAAGCCUGAUAAUCUUCUUAUCGACCAGCACGGUCACCUGAAGCUCACUGAUUUCGGUUUGAGUAGGAUUGGUCUCCUUGGUCGUCAAACGCGCGAACCCAUGGGUAUGGGUAUGCGACAUCGCACAAGAUAUGAUUCGCGUUCGCGACCGCCUUCAAUUGACUCUGGCUUUCUUUCAUCGCCCUUACUUUCAACCGAAAUGAUUGGUGGAGGUUCGUAUUUUAGCCAAGGAACACAUCCGGUACCACGACAGGGAAUUUCGCCUUAUCAGCUUUCCACAGAUGACGCAAGCGAAUCAGGUUCCGAAUCUAUAUACAAUCAUCAUUCACGCCGAAGCAGGGCUGGUGAAAGUCCUCUGCAAUCAUUUGCCACGGAACUGACCACUGACUUACGCUCAUACUCGGGCGGUCAUACUCCCCCGGGGGAGCAGAAGUUUGUUGGUACGCCAGAUUACCUUGCUCCAGAAACCAUUCUUGGUCUUCGUGGAGAUGAUGCUGCAGUGGACUGGUGGGCUCUCGGUGUCAUAACUUACGAAUUUUUAUACGGCAUUCCCCCUUUCCAUGCGGAGACGCCAGAGAAAGUUUUCGAGAAUAUCUUGUCUGGACACGUCGAGUGGCACGAAGACUGGGUGGAGUUCUCCGAUGAGGCUCGUGACUUUAUGCAACGGCUGAUGUGCAUAGACCCAUCCGCUCGUCUCGGGGCUGGUGGCGCAGAUGAAAUUAAGGGGCAUCCCUUCUUUGAAGGCAUAGAGUGGGACAAAGUGACGUCUGCAGAGGCGGCAUUCAUUCCUCAAGUUUCUGAUCCUGAAUCAACCGAUUACUUCGAUCCGCGUGGGGCUAUACCUCAGUUAUUCCACGAGGAGGAUAUCGCUAUCUCGAACCCUAUGGAUAGCCCGUCGCUCACACUGCCUCCCCCAGCACAGCCUAUACCAAUGCUGGGCAGUCGCGAUGCAGCUCCGUCACCUGCUAGUGACGAUUUUGGGUCGUUCAGUUUCAAGAACUUACCGGUCUUAAAACAAGCGAAUGACGAUGUUAUUCGCAAAUUGAAGACCGACCAACUGGCCCCGAUGACGCAUGCCUUAUCCGACCCGGUAGGCUCGCAUAGCAGGAGGAAGAGCACCUCACAGAGAUUCAGGAAGCCGCCCAGUGUAGUGACAGCUCUAGAUCAAAAGUCGUUUUCUCAGGGUCCUCCUUCACCAUCAACGUCCACUUCAUCUAUAGCUUCAUCUCCUUCACGAGCAAGUAUACCUCCUUCGACACCUGGAAGCAGUAAUGGCAGUCACGCGCGCAAGCCGUCUGAAUUUGGAGCAUUAGAACGUUUCAAAUUCAAUCAUCUGGACGGUGUGGAGCGGAGGAACACGAUGCCAAGCCGUUUGCGCAAGGCGUCUGUUUCUAGUAGUGUUGGCGAAGGUUCUGGCUCUGACCACUGGCCCUCGUCGGCGGGGCAAAGUUCGAGUCAGUUCGACACACCUCCUUCAUCCGUUCAUUCGAUCGACUUGAAGAAAGGGCCCGAUCCCACUGACCGUGCGGUGACUUGUCUGCUCGCCGAGGAUAACCCAAUAACUGCCAAAAUACUCGAGACGCUUCUCAUCCGUCUUGGUUGCCGCGUCGUCGUGGUUGCGGAUGGGUCAGAGGCCAUGAGCGUUGCCAUGGGUGAUAUCAAAUUUGACUGUAUCCUCAUGGAUUUACAUAUGCCAGUCGUUGAUGGUGAGGGUGCUGCUCGAUACAUCAAGACAACCAAUGGCAGGAAUUCCAACACACCUAUGGUUGCUGUUAGCGCCUACAGUGCUGCAGAUACGAACGACAGCAGCUUAUUUACUGCCUCACUCACUAAACCCGUGCAGAGGGCUGAUCUUCUAGCCGUCAUGCGGAGACUUGGAUUCAAGACUUCGGCCGUACAAGGCCUUUCUGCAAAAGUAACUGCAUCUCGUGUAUCAUAA